This is a messenger RNA of Durusdinium trenchii, 2102 nucleotides long. NCBI's taxonomy places the organism in Eukaryota, Dinophyceae, Suessiales, Symbiodiniaceae. The record is from the annotation of a GenBank genome assembly.
CACCCCCUCAGUGAGUUACUGUAGUAAGUUGAGCUCCUUGCUGCUCAGGGGGCUGACAGUUGAGGGGACAUCCAUAUAUUCAAUCUUCCAUCAUCUUCCCCUUUCAAACACGGAAGCGUUUGUUCGAGCUACAGGCAGUUCGAUCACUUGCUUCGAUGUUUAUCCUUUGCCCGUGAACGAGCCGUGGUGUUGUGAACGUUGGACGUUCCAUCAUCGCCGCGUCUUGAGACGCGGCAGCCACCGUCGUCGGAUGGAAGAUCACCGCCCCGUCGUCGUAGAGACGGGCAGCGCGAUGACCAAAGCAGGCUUUGCGGGCGAUGAGGUGCCCGACAUCGUGUUCCCCUCGGUGGUUGGCGUGCCGCGGCAUCCGCAGAUUGCCCUGUUGAUGGGCCAGAAUCCCCAAGCGGCCUAUGUCGGAGAGGAGGCGAACCGUCGACGUGGUGUCUUGCGGCGACGCGUGCCCAUCGAGCGUGGCUUGGUGGUGCACUGGGAGGAGGUCGAACAGAUUUGGCACCACGUCUUCUUCAACGAGCUCCGCAUCGCCCUUGAGGAGCACCCGAUUUUGCUCUCAGAGGCGGCCUUAACGCCCAGAGAGGAUCGAGAGCGAAGUCUACAGAUCAUGUUUGACACAUUUCAAGUGCCAUCAGUCUACCUGGCAGUGCAUCAAGUCUUGUCCCUCUACAGCUCUGGUCGCCUCACGGGUCUCGUGGUGGAUUGUGCCGCCACGGAGUGUCGCAUGGCGCCCGUGUGUGAAGGGAUUCUGGUGGCUCACGUGGUGCGCAAGCUGCACUUGGGCGGGCAGGAUUUGACCCAAUACCUCAUGAAACUCCUCGUUGAAAAGGGCUACUGCUUCACGGGUGGCAGCAGUGAGCUGGAGAUCGUAGAGGAUAUCAAGUGCCAGGAGUGCUAUGUGGCUUUGGAUAUCCGGACGGAAGAACAGGAGAUCAAAUCCUGGGAACUCCCCUCCGGCGAUCACCUCCACAUCGGCUCGGAAAGCUUCCGGACACCCGAGCCGCUCUUCCAGCCGGCCUUGAUCGGCUUGGAGGAGGAAGGACUUCCUCAGCUCUGUCAGCAGGCGAUUGUUGCUUCCGACUCAGAUUUGCAGGCCGCGCUUUGGUCCAAUGUGGUCCUUGCCGGUGGCUGCAGUCUCUUGAGGGGCCUCCCACAACGCCUAGAGCUGGAAUUGAAGCGCCUGGAAGCGGCAGUGGAGGUGGUAGCUCCUGAGGACCGGAAGUACAGUGCUUGGAUCGGUGGAUCCCUCAUCUCGUCCAUGAAGCCAUUUGAGAAGAUGUGCAUCUCUAAAGAUGCAUAUUGCGAGAAGGGCCCAGGAAUCGUUGAAACAUGUCUUUGAAACGGAUGCUGGAUGCUGGUACACAUCAGAUGUGCGUGGUGAUAUGUGGUGAUUAUAUUUAGCUUGAGAACUGUGCAUGUGCUGCAGAAGAUCCCGGUCCAACAGAUGAGAAGGAUUCCAUGGAGCGAGCAGGUUUCCAUUACCUCGGCGACGAUCGCUCUGAGCUGACGGUCCGACUCAGGAAGGCAGAAGAUGGCACUGGUAGCACGCAGCGAAAAUGGAUGGGAUGUCCCCCACCCAGAACCGCCAGAACGUUGACGAUGUGAUGGCCUCCCCGAUGCCCAAACACAUCAAGACCGCUGCGAACAGUUCGCGUUGGUUCGUGGGAAGGGGGCCAAAGGGAAAGCGCAGAGACGUCCCUGGAAAGCUUGGACCCGACGUUGCAGCUCUCGCGAGAAAUAUAAAUGACGCACUUGGACCUUUGCACUUGCGACAUUCAUAUAAUAUAUGUUUGAAUUGAGGGUUUGUGAGUGUUCCUUGGCGUUCGCGUUCGUUGGUUCAUUUUAGCCUUGCCUGACAUGGAACUGUGCAGAUCAACAAUAAUUAGACCCUCAAGAAGGCCCUUUUAGCUUCAUCUACUGACUGUUUCACUUUCCAGCCCAAGUGCGUUCAUCCCCAAAAGUGAAUGCGGCACCACUUGGCACCAGUUCCACCGCUCUCCACCGAGGGCCGCCGGUCCGGUCCGCAGGCACUGGGACCUACGAGUUCCGCGACGGCGACGGCAUCGUGCCGCUGCUGCUCCGGCCCUUAG